AUGCUGUGUGAGAAAUGUAACGAAAAAAAUGUUUGUAUGAUGAGACCAUCUAAUAAAGAAAAAUUAUGCAAAGAAUGUUUUAUAGAAAGCUUUGAAGAAGAUGUUCAUGAUACAAUUUUAAAGAAAAGAAUGUUUGAAGAUAAUGAUAAAAUUUGUAUAGCCGUUUCAGGCGGAAAAGAUUCAAGUGUACUUGCUCAUGUACUUGUUAACUUAAAAAAAAAAUAUAAUUACAAUUGGGAAUUAUUUUUACUUGCCAUUGAUGAAGGGAUUAAAGGUUAUCGUGACGAUUCUUUAAAAGUUGUUUAUAAAUUAGAAAAAUUAUAUAAUUUACCAUUAAAAAUAUUGAAAUUUGAAAAUCUUUUUUCGUAUACAAUGGAUGAUGUUGUAAAAUUUAUAGGAAAAAAAAAUAAUUGUACAGUCUGUGGAGUCUUCAGAAGACAAUCAUUCGAAAAAGGAGCCUUAUUAUUUAAUGCAACAAAACUUGUUACAGGACAUAAUGCUGAUGAUUUGGCGGAAACCAUUUUAAUGAACAUGUGCAGAGGUGAUAUUGACAAGCUAGCGAAAAAUAUAAAUGAUCUGAGUAAUGCAGAUCAUAUGAACAAAAAAUAUAAUUGUACAGGUGAUAGCCAAAAUGGAAUAAAAAAUUUAGAAAAUGUACAAAAUGGACCUGAACAAGUAAGGCAAAAAAAAUAUAAAAAUUAUGAGAAUGUUGAUAAUAAUGAUAAUAAUGAUAAUAAUGAUAAUUAUGAUAAUAAUGAUAAUUAUGAUGAUAUUAUAUUAAAUGAUAUUAUGAGUGAGAGGUUAAAUGAAAAAUGUAGUUGUAUAAAUAAUAAUUUGAAUAAUGAUGGGGGAAAGAAAAAUAAGGAAAUGCAGAAAUGUGAACAAGAUUACGAGGAAAAAUAUAAUAAUGAUAAUAAUAAUAAUAAUGAUAAUAAUAAUGAUAAUAAUAAUGAUAAUAAUAAUGAUAAUAAUAAUAAUAAUAAUAAUGAUAAUAAUAAUAAUAAUAAUAAUAAUAAUAGUAAUAAUAAUAAUAAUAAUAAUUCUUUUUUUUUACCAAGAUUAAAGCCUUUAAUGUGGUGUUAUGAAAAAGAAAUUGUUUUGUAUGCCUUUCAUUUAAAAUUAGAUUAUUUCAGUACAGAAUGUACUUAUUCUCCGAAUUCAUUUCGUGGGAAUUUGAGAUGUUUUAUCAAAGACAUUGAAUUGAUUAAUGCACAGUUUAUUUUAAACAUUAUUCAUUCAGCUGAAUUUUUUUAUUUUAAUUCUAUAAAUCAAAAAACGUUAAAUGUAUGUAUAAAAUGUGGUGCGUAUACUUCGAAUAAGAUAUGUAAAGCUUGUUUAAUAAUUGAUGGUUUAAAUAAUUAUACGGAUAAUUCUUUUCUAUACUCUAAUAAAAAAAAAGCCAAGAAAAAAAUAUCUAUACAUUUUGAUAAUAAGAAAGUUGAAGGAUAA
Messenger RNA from Plasmodium falciparum 3D7, 1449 nucleotides. It is a transcript of the gene NCS6, whose product is annotated as putative cytoplasmic tRNA 2-thiolation protein 1. Lineage: Eukaryota; Apicomplexa; Aconoidasida; Haemosporida; Plasmodiidae. Gene Ontology annotation, biological process: tRNA thio-modification; tRNA wobble uridine modification; protein urmylation. Gene Ontology annotation, molecular function: nucleotidyltransferase activity; tRNA binding. The record is from RefSeq and is a predicted model, not a curated record. Gene Ontology annotation, cellular component: cytoplasm.